Messenger RNA from Colletotrichum phormii, 1272 nucleotides. RefSeq lists its product as uncharacterized. Bases 1 to 1272 code for a protein of 423 amino acids. Gene Ontology annotation, molecular function: monooxygenase activity; FAD binding. NCBI's taxonomy places the organism in Eukaryota, Fungi, Ascomycota, Sordariomycetes, Glomerellales, Glomerellaceae. The transcript has 2 exons. The record is from RefSeq and is a predicted model, not a curated record.
AUGACUGCAGUAAAGGAAAUCAGAAAGAUUAUCAUCAUUGGCGGUGGCCCAGCUGGCAUACUUGCUGCGCUUCAGCUGAAAAAGUGCAAUGGAAUCACACCGAUAGUCUACGAAAUCCGUCGUCAGCCAACAACACUUGGUGGAGCGAUCGGUAUUCCCUCCAACGGUCUUCGGCUGCUUGAUCGCCUUGGUCUCUAUAACGAUGUUGCAGCCCGGGGUGCACUGACGCCUAAACUCGUCUUAUAUGCUCUGAAAGGCUGCGUCAUGGGCGAGAUGGAUCUAUCUUCCUGGAGCGAGCAGCAGACCGGCUUCGGAUACUUGCGUGUCCAGCGAACCGACUUGAUGGAUGUCUUGCUAGGUGCCGCAAAGCAAGCAGACAUCCAAAUACACUACGGCAAAGCAUUGGAGAAGAUCGAAGAACAAGACAACACCGUGACCGCGCGGUUCGCCGACGGGACAGCAGAUACGGCCGACUUCCUCCUCGGGUGCGACGGGAUCCACUCCGCCGUACGGAAACUCUAUAUCGACCCGGGCUCUGUGCCGGAGUACUCGGGCUUUGCAAAUAUGUUUGCUCUCGUUCGACCAGACGAGGUAUGCCCUAGAGCCACGUCUGUCGAAACCAUGAGCGCAACACUCACCUCUGACGGACUUUUCGUCAUUGCCCCGACGACACCGAACCGCGAUCUGCUCUACUGGUUCUUUUCCCGCGAGGUUGCUCUUCCGUCCUUUGGCAAUUUCCGCGACGGAUGGGAGGAGCGCGGGAAAGAGGCAGCAGACACGUUCAAGGCGACUCUUCUGGAUCUCUUGGGGAACCAAAAGUCUGAUUGGAUGGACAUGGUGCACGAGAUCAUCAACAACACGAAUGCCGUCCAUUUCUAUCCGAUCUACAAGAUGCCGCGGGGCAGACCCUGGUCAAAGGGCCGUUGCAUGGUUCUCGGUGAUGCUGCCCACGCAAUGCCACCGCACGCCAGUCAGGGAGUUUCCAUGGCUUUAGAAGACGUGUUCCUAUUCUCAAAGAUGUUGAAUAGUAACAUCGAGAGGCUGGAAGACGCCCUGCAGGUAUACGAGAAGAAGCGCAAGGUCAGGACGGAGGUGAUGUUGGAUAAGGCGGAGUCCAAUGGAUCCUUGCGUAAGUCAACUGCACCUUGGCGUCUUCGAGCAAUAGAGUUGGCUAUCUCUGGAGGAUUGUGGGUUUCCAAGACCACAGGCAUUGACAAGAUGGGCUUCGGCCAGAAACCUCUGGCCUACGAUGUCGAAGAGGAGGAUUUUUGA